AUGGAACUAAAAGCCAAUAUGAAGGGUCCAGCACCCCAGCAAAAGUUCUCCCCUGCUAAGAAAACACAAAAUAGAAAUCCCAAGUUAUCCAAAAUGACGGCAAUUUUCACAGUUUCUCCUUUACAGAUUAUCUUAUUUGCUCUAUUUUCAGUUUUCAUCUUAAAUCCCUCCCAUGCUGCAAGCACCGAAAGGGGAAGUAUCAAGUGUUAUCUUCCAAACAAUUUAAUGGAAUUUUGGAAAGAUGACGUAGAUCAAUCAGAACAAUUAAAAAAAUGUGCGUGGAAUAACUGGAUGAUGAGGUUGGAAUCAGAAUGGGAAAACUUCAACACAUCCAUGAAGAGCAAAAAGAACGUAUGGCUCCAAGAAACAGAACAAGAAUGGACCGAAUGGAUUAAACAAAUGGAAAAUAAAUGGAUGAAUUGUAAUGAGAAUAUUAAUGAUGAAUAUAAGGAUUAUCUUAUAUCAAAAUCUGCUACAUGGACUGAUGAAGAAUGGAAAGAAUGGAUAAAAACAGAAGGGAAAAACUUUAUGAAAACAGAUUUAGAAAAAUGGAUUAAAGCAAAAGAAACAUCAUUGGAUUUGUUACUAUUAACAGAAUGGGUCCAGUGGAAAAAUGAAAAGAUCAUGGCAUGGCUAUUGAGCGAAUGGAAAACUGAAGAAGACACCUACUGGUCACAAUGGGAACACUCAACAUGGCUUAAGUGGCUCAACUUGACCCAGAAAAAACAUUGGCUCAAAUGGAAAGAAAGAAAUCAUAGGGAAGGUGAACAAUGGUCUACUUGGUUGCACGUUAAAGAAAAUGUUUAUAUAUUUAGCGAGUGGAAUAAUUGGUCAAUAUGGAAAAAUGAAAAAGAAGAAUUCUUCUACAAAUGGAUGGAAGAUACAAUUAACGAGUGGAUAAAUGAGAAGAGGUGGAACACCUUGGUGAGCACAGAUAAUGACUCAUAA
Plasmodium vivax (malaria parasite P. vivax) is the source of this 948-nucleotide messenger RNA. Its product is annotated as tryptophan-rich antigen (Pv-fam-a). The coding region runs from base 1 to 948 and encodes 315 amino acids. Lineage: Eukaryota; Apicomplexa; Aconoidasida; Haemosporida; Plasmodiidae. The record is from RefSeq and is a predicted model, not a curated record. The transcript is spliced from 2 exons.